Monopterus albus (swamp eel) is the source of this 1608-nucleotide messenger RNA. It is a transcript of the gene echdc1, whose product is annotated as enoyl CoA hydratase domain containing 1. Bases 154 to 1089 code for a protein of 311 amino acids. Gene Ontology annotation, molecular function: catalytic activity. The record is from RefSeq and is a predicted model, not a curated record. Lineage: Eukaryota; Metazoa; Chordata; Actinopteri; Synbranchiformes; Synbranchidae. Gene Ontology annotation, cellular component: cytosol. Gene Ontology annotation, biological process: fatty acid beta-oxidation. The transcript has 7 exons.
AAAAGGGCACGUCAACCUUGUGUGAUAUUCCGUUUCAAAACAAUGAGAUUAAAUUGACUAUUGCUGAACAAGAGUUUGUAAAAUCGUUAGGUUUUGAUACGUCCUGCUUUUGGGCCCCGCAUAUUACAGUGGUGUCAUCAAGCAAGCAACAGGAUGGUUCUUUGUCCACUGAGCCGACAACUUCUGAAAAGCAGCAGUAGCUGUGGAGCCUGGGGCAGGUUGCUGCAGAGACCGAGCAGUGGCUGUGUUUACUCCAGUAUCCAUGGCUUCAACCAGAAGGAGGUCAAAGAGAAGCUGCAGGCCUUUCCUGGAGGCUCCAUUGAUCUACUCAAACAGGACUCUGGCAUCGCUAUUCUGACCAUUAACAACCCCUCCCGCAUGAAUGCCUUCUCUGGCAGUAUGAUGGUGGAUCUGGAGGACAAGGUGAGCCAGCUAGAGAAGUGGACAGAUGGCAAAGGCCUUAUUGUCCAGGGUGCUGCUGAAACUUUCUGCUCUGGAUCAGACCUCAGUGCUGUCAGAGCAAUAUCUGACCCACAGGAUGGGAUGAAGAUGUGUAUGUUCAUGCAGAAUGCUCUUACAAGGCUACUCAGACUGCCUCUGAUUUCUGUUGCCCUGGUGGAGGGGAGAGCGCUGGGAGGAGGUGCAGAACUUACCACUGCCUGCGAUUUUAGAUUAAUGGCACAUGCCAGCGUAAUCCAGUUUGUCCAUAAACACAUGGGCCUGGUUCCAGGCUGGGGUGGUGCCGCACGACUUGUCAACAUUGUUGGAAGCCAAAAUGCACUGAAACUUCUUGGUGGUGCUCUCAAAGUGGACCCUGAGUUUGGUUUGCAGAUUGGAUUGGCAGAUGGAGUUCUGGAGGGCUCACAGGUAGAGAAACAUGCAGAGACUCUCCUACAGCAGGCUACAAACUGGCUUAGUCUCUAUACAAAAGGACCUGCCCCUGUGAUCCAGGCUGUGAAGAAGGUGGUGGUGUCAGGAAGAGAGCUCCCUCUGUCUGAAACUCUGAGGACUGAGAAGGAUGUAUUUGGGACAGUGUGGGGUGGUCCAGCUAACCUGCAGGCCUUGGCCAGCAAGUCCAUACACAAAUGAUCUGGCUGAAGUGUCUCACUCCAACAGUCUACUUUUAUAGUGUCACAGAUCAGCAAGAGAAAUUUUAGCAAAGCCCUGCCCCAGUGGUCAGAAUUGUUUGCAAGAUGUCAUAGAGAGCUGCUACACUACCUUUGAGGAAACAUUGAUCCUUAAUUGACAUUACUGGGGGGGGGGUUGUAAUUAAAAUUUGAUCUAAAAUGUAGACUGAUGAAGGCUUUCUUCUUUGUUUGCCAAUGAAAAAAGGUGAUACACUGAUGUGAGAUUAAUAAUUAUCACAUACUGAAGUCCCUGUGAUGUCUUUUGCUUGGUGUCUUGAUGUGACAUUAUGCCUGUUCAUCAUCCAAGACAAGAAGCUGAGGCAUGUGCGCAAGGCACUGAUGCUGAAAAUGUGCCUUUUCUGGGUCAUAUUCUGCAAAAUAUAAAAUAUGAGGUCAUGAAAGUAGUGUUUUGGAAAUGAAAUUCAAAUUAACACCAUGAAAUUGCAGUAUCUUGCUUACAGGGUUUUUUUUUUCUUAAAUA